Messenger RNA from Thalassophryne amazonica, 3976 nucleotides. It is a transcript of the gene dennd1b, whose product is annotated as DENN/MADD domain containing 1B. Gene Ontology annotation, cellular component: cytosol; intracellular membrane-bounded organelle; nuclear speck. NCBI's taxonomy places the organism in Eukaryota, Metazoa, Chordata, Actinopteri, Batrachoidiformes, Batrachoididae. Bases 358 to 2928 code for a protein of 856 amino acids. Gene Ontology annotation, molecular function: phosphatidylinositol phosphate binding; guanyl-nucleotide exchange factor activity. The record is from RefSeq and is a predicted model, not a curated record. The transcript is spliced from 23 exons. Gene Ontology annotation, biological process: endocytosis; endocytic recycling.
AUAUGAAAAGACGGUGAAGGGGUUGAAUCUCGCAGUCGGCAAGGUUCUCUUCUGACGCGCUGACGUCAACCACUCUUUGACAGCACACUUCCUGGAGUGGCGUUUGUUGUGGGAAAUCAGCACCCACCGGGCUGCUGAGCUGCUGGAGCUCACGCCACACCGACCACGACACUACCACCACCGAGUCAGCGCGCGCACACACACGCCGUCCCUCCCGUCAGCAUGCGGACCGAGCAGCUCUCCGCCGGUGUCCGGUAAGAAGCGAGCGAGCGGCGGUCGGCCGAGGACGGACGAGCUGGAAGAGCAGAUCGAGCCGCCGAUAGCACGGAGCUGUCGCGAUGUGGUGGUAGCGAAACCAUGGACAGCAGAAUAAAGGAGAAUCCAGACAGAACAUUUGAUCUGGUUGUACAGGUGGUGUGUCCAACAUCUGCAGAUAAGGAUCCAACCGUGCUUUGGAGCUUCCCCCAGGACCACACAGACCAGGAGGUCCUUCAGAUGAUACCAAAGUUCUGCUUUCCCUUUGACGUGGAAAGGAUCUCCCAGAAUCAAGUGGGGCAGAAUUUUACUUUUGUGCUGACUGACAUCGAUGGCAAGCAGAGGUUUGGUUUUUGUCGACUCACCCAAGGCUGCCGAGUCUGCAUAUGUCUUCUCAGUUAUCUCCCAUGGUUUGAAAUCUACUACAAGCUGCUCAACACACUGGCAGACUACCUAACUAAACAACAGGAAAAUGACUUGAAUGACAUGCUGAAUUCUCUCUAUGAUCUGCCUGUGCCAAAGCCCUUCACGCCAGUCAACCUGAGCGUGAAUGAGCAGUUGUAUAUUGCCACUGGGCAAGUACUGAGAGCUCGGCGAAGCAAGGAGCCGCACUCCUACUUCAUCGCCCCGGAUAUCAAUGGACUGCCAACUAUCCCUGAGAGUAGGAACCUGACAGAGUACUUUGUGGCUGUGGACGUCAACAACAUGCUCCAGCUCUAUGCAAGUAUGCUGCAUGAACGACGCAUCAUCAUUACCUCAAGCAAGCUCAGCACUUUAACUGCAUGUGUCCACGGUGCAGCUGCUCUGCUCUUUCCUAUGUACUGGCAGCACAUCUUCAUCCCUGUACUGCCCCCGCAUCUUCUGGACUACUGCUGUGCCCCCAUGCCAUACUUUGUGGGAGUUCAUCUGAGUCUCCUUGAGAGAGUACGGAGUCGCUCCCUGGAGGACGUGGUCAUUCUGAAUGUGGACACGAACACAAUGGAAAGUCCUUUUGAUGACCUGCACAACCUGCCAAGUGAUGUGGUGUCUUCUCUGAAGAGCAGGUUGAAGAAGCAAUCAACAGCCACCGGAAGCGGCGUGGCGAGGGCUUUCCUGAGAGCACAGGCCGCUCUGUUUGGAUCCUACAGAGAUGCCCUCAGAUAUAAACCCGGGGACCCUAUCACGUUCUGUGAGGAGAGCUUUGUAAACCAUCGCUCAAGCACAAUGAAGAACUUCUUGUCCAUGGCUGUCAACCUGCAGCUCUUCAAACAGUUCAUCGAUGGACGGCUGGCCAAAUUGAAUGCAGGCCGCGGUUUCACCGACAUGUUUGAAGAGGAGAUCACAGAGGGCGGCUUCUGUGGAAGUAAUUCAAGGUCUUACCAACAAUGGAUGCAUACUGUAAAGAAAGGAGGUGCUCUUCUUAAUACAGCAGUCACAAAGGCUAAAAGUCAAGCUAAGAGGGGCAUCCGGGACAUUAAGGGCAGACUUAAAGCAAGGGAGGAAGAAGAUGAGGGGUUGACGGUCUGUGCGGGGUCUCCCACCAGCACCAAGAGCCUGUCUCCAAGGAGACUGCAGAAGAUGAGACGGCAUAACUUCAACAAGUCCCCCAUGAGUGUCGGCCCUCGGGAGCUCGACGAUGACGACUUGGACAGUGCCAGCAAGAUCUCUUCAGAGGAUAGUGCCGAUGUUCGUUCAUAUAUCGAGGACAGCGAUGAUUCCUAUUCGUUAGAGCUGGAUAUCAACUCCUCCCACACAGGGCAGAUGAACCUGCUGGAGGAGAUUCUAGACUCUCUAAACACAACAGCAGAGCAGCAAGGCAAACUCAGUGCUGCAAAGAGUCUGGAUUUCUUUAAAUCCAUGGAAGAUCUAGACUACAAAGCCCCGAACAAAUCUAAGCUGUGUGGAGAGUCUAAGCCGGUGGAGAAGUGUGGCAGCGGUGGAGUCGAGGCCCCUUCAGCCUGGAAUAUGGGUCAAGAUGAUAGCGUCGUCCAUGGUAAACACCUUCCGCCAUCUCCACGCAGGCAACCCAAUAAAAGCAGCUUGAAAGGGCCCAAGAACAUCAUUGUAAGUCCUCCUCUGCACAUUUCAGCUGAAGACCACUCCCAGGAUGUCGAAGUCUCUAACACCCAGUGGAAUCCUCGACAGCCCAGUGCUGAAUUAGCCCUUCACCAUCUACAUCAAGGGCGACAACCAGGAGAUCGUUUCUCCUACGCACCAAUACUGUCCUGUGAAGUUAGACUCACUCCACCAUCACCUGUGCUCAACUACUCUCUUGUAGCGGCUCGGUCUCGAACUGUGUCAGACCCACAAGCCAACACAGAAGGUCCUCAGAGUCCGAACCAGACUGCCUCUUCUGGCAUCCUGAGGAGAAGGGGGUUGUCCAAGGAGAUGGGGAAGCAGUACCAGGGAAAGGUCCUUCAGAAGCAAAGCAGCAAGAGCAUCCAGGAGGGCCAAGAGAGCCCAAGAAACAGCCAUUCAGCUAUGCAUGUCCCACGGGACAAAGAGGUGUCUAGCGAAAGGUGUCUGGGUGAAGACAGAGGCUCCGGGACAGCUGUGGUGCAGGCUCAAGGCAACUUGGAGGAGAUUGAGUCCAUGGCUUGCCUCAGCCCAGUCCACACAAGCAUGCAUUUCUCACAAGUUCACUGCAACAACGGUCACCAGCAGGUCCAGAGCAAAGCUGCAGACGAGUCCUAACAUGGGUCAAAGGUUAAAAAGUGAAUCAGAGUGUUCAAAAGUCUACGAGCGUGUCCUCAGCUCAACACUCAGCUAUCAGGAAAAGUUACAGAUGAUAAGCAGCCGCCACCAAAGACUGCUGUUGAUCGCUCGCCGUACUGCCACGCCGUCUCUAGUGACUCUGGAUUUCUGCUCUUUUCGAUUGUUGUAUUUUACUGUUUUGUCCCAUAUUACCAUCAGGAGAGGAAUUUACUAAAAACUCCUCUGUCAGGGGUAAGAAUAAUGAAAUCGUGUGUGGGUGUGUGUGUGUUUAAACUCAGGCUGUUCCAAACAUUUCACGUGAAUUUAAUUUGCACUUAUAUAUGAACAGACAGUAUGACAUCAUCAUUAUUAUUAGCUGGUACUUAUCAUUGGAACAACAAAUAAAGACACAGUCAACGUGAACCUUUUGGGAUUAGUUACACACUGUAUGGUAUUGUUUUUCUGUCACACUGCCUUAAAAUAGACGUGAUUUAUUUUUGAUUUCUAAAUCUGUAGAGGUAAUCAAAGGUACAAAAUCAAAGGUACAAAUACAAUAUCAGAGCAUUUUAAUGUGCAAUAUUUGUUGCACAUAAUGAGCACUAUGGUUGUCUAGAUUCAGACAUGAAUUAGUGGGUUUCUGGGUUUGGAGCUUUCCAUGAUUUAUACUGGUAUUGUUACAUCAAAUCUGCAGUAUUUGAGUAUUUCAGAAAAUACUAAUCUCUGUUAAUGCUAUCAGCAGAUUAUGCUAUUAGGUUUUGUCAUGAUAACAGGUUAUCAGGUUGAUAUUAUCAACCACAGAUAGCUGUUAUUUGAACAGUUAGCGUCAUAGUUAGCAGGUAUUCUCUUAGGUUGACGGCAUCAUCCAUGGGUAUCAGAUUAUGUUCAUAUUUAGCGUCUCCAAGCCUCAGCCUCCAGUGCUGAAAAAUGAAUGUUAAAAUGUCCUACUUUACAGCAAAAAUAAACAAGCCUGUUAAAAAAAAAAAAAAAAAAAAAGUUUUGGUGUCUUUGAACAUGACAGCUGUAUGGCAGGCAGUGGUGGGCACAGCUA